Messenger RNA from Rhea pennata, 3336 nucleotides. It is a transcript of the gene CPNE8, whose product is annotated as copine 8. The record is from RefSeq and is a predicted model, not a curated record. Bases 96 to 1832 code for a protein of 578 amino acids. Gene Ontology annotation, cellular component: plasma membrane. Gene Ontology annotation, molecular function: calcium-dependent phospholipid binding. The transcript has 20 exons. Lineage: Eukaryota; Metazoa; Chordata; Aves; Rheiformes; Rheidae. Gene Ontology annotation, biological process: cellular response to calcium ion.
CCCGCGGCCGCUGGCGCCGCCUCCUCCUCCCCGCCCUCCCUUCCUCCCUCCCUGCCUGCCUCUCUGCUGGGCGUCCUGCCUGUCGGCGCUGCCCCAUGUUCGCGCCGGGGAAGCCGUCGGGGCAGCAGAAGCUGGACGGGAGUGGCGGGUUGGGGAACAUGGCGUCCGUGGGGGAUUUUAACGUGCUCAGCUCCAGCAUCCCGGCCACCAAGGUGGAGCUCUCCGUGUCCUGCAGAAAUCUUUUGGACAGAGACACGUUUUCAAAAUCUGAUCCGAUCUGUGUUUUGUAUACACAAGCCAUUGGAAACAAAGAAUGGAGAGAGUUUGGAAGAACAGAAGUAAUUGAUAAUACUUUAAAUCCAGAUUUUGUGAGAAAAUUUAUAAUGGACUACUUCUUUGAAGAAAGAGAGAAUCUGCGAUUUGAUUUCUAUGAUGUUGAUUCGAAGAGUCCUAACCUGUCAAAACAUGAUUUUUUGGGACAGAUGUUUUGUACUCUGGGAGAGAUAGUUGGAUCGCAGGGAAGCAGACUGGAAAAAUCAAUUGUAGGAAUUCCUGGGAAGAAAUGUGGAACAGUUAUAGUAACAGCAGAGGAACUGAGCUGUUGCAGAGAUUCAGUUCUAAUGCAAUUUUGUGCGAACAAAUUAGACAAGAAGGACUUCUUUGGGAAAUCUGAUCCUUUCCUUGUAUUUCAUCGGAGCAAUGAAGAUGGCAGUUUUACGAUCUGCCACAAAACAGAAGUUGUGAAAAAUACAUUAAAUCCAGUGUGGCAGGCAUUCAAGAUCUCUGUCAGAGCACUGUGUAACGGAGACUAUGACCGAACAAUUAAAGUAGAAGUAUAUGACUGGGAUAGAGAUGGAAGCCAUGAUUUCAUCGGAGAAUUCACGACAAGUUAUAGAGAGUUAUCUAGAGGGCAAUCUCAGUUCAAUGUGUAUGAGGUAAUAAAUCCAAAGAAAAAGGGAAAAAAGAAAAAGUACAUUAAUUCUGGAACAGUAACAUUGCUUUCCUUCCUAAUUGAAACAGAAGUUUCAUUCCUUGACUAUAUUAAAGGCGGAACUCAAAUCAAUUUCACAGUAGCUAUUGAUUUCACAGCAUCUAAUGGUAACCCUUCACAACCUACUUCACUCCACUACAUGAAUCCCUAUCAGCUUAAUGCUUAUGGCAUGGCACUGAAAGCAGUCGGUGAAAUCAUUCAGGACUAUGACAGUGAUAAAAUGUUCCCAGCUCUAGGUUUUGGGGCUAGACUGCCUCCAGAUGGAAGAGUAUCCCAUGAAUUUGCAUUGAAUGGAAAUCCUCAAAAUCCAUACUGCCAUGGAAUUGAUGGUGUGAUGGAGGCAUAUUAUAGGAGUCUAAAAUCUGUACAGCUUUAUGGACCAACAAACUUUGCCCCUGUAAUUAAUCAUGUUGCAAGAUAUGCUUCUUCAGUAAAAGAUGGUUCCCAGUAUUUUGUUCUUCUCAUUAUUACAGAUGGAGUUAUUUCAGAUAUGGCUCAGACAAAAGAAUCCAUAGUGAAUGCUUCAAAGCUUCCGAUGUCAAUAAUCAUAGUGGGGGUAGGACCCGCAGAAUUUGAUGCUAUGGAAGAACUGGAUGGUGAUGUAGUCAGGAUUUCCUCAAGGGGAAAAUUUGCAGAAAGAGACAUUGUGCAGUUUGUGCCGUUCCGAGAUUACAUUGACAGAAGUGGAAACCACGUAUUAAGCAUGGCAAGACUUGCUAAAGAUGUCUUAGCUGAGAUCCCCGAGCAAUUUCUUUCCUACAUGCGAGUCAGAGGAAUAAAGCCAUCACCUGCACCACCACCCUAUACACCCCCUAUUCAUGUAUUACAGACUCAGAUAUGAGUGCUCCAAAGUGCUUAGAGUUUACCACAAGUCAAGAGUUUCCGGCUGCAGUAGUAGAUUAUGAUAGCUUUUUGGAGCUAGAAAAAUCCUCUUCAAAUACCAAAAUUCUUCAUAUGGUUGCAUGAGCAACUGAAAAACUAUUAAAUGCUAGGAGAAAAAGUUGAUGUUCUGAGUCUUGCUCUUUUUUUUGAUAAAACCCCUACCUUUUGAUAUAUUUAUUGGAGGGGAAAGCACAAGUCAGGAUUUCAACUCAAAAGAUACUGUUCUUUCUGAAUACUGUGUGUACAUAUAUGUACAGGAAUGCUAUUCCUCUGUAUCAAUGUUUACAUGUUACUAUUUUUAAAUUUCAGUACUUUUAUAACUAUUCUUAAAAACAAAAGUUUGGAAUAUUGAUUCAUAUGUCUCCUAGCUUGCAGUAGUUAGUGACAAGAUAACAAGAGAAGCAAUAUCUCUUUGAAUGUUUGUCCAGACAAAUACAAAUGGAAAGCUAAAGAGAAGAACGACAAUUAUUUAUGGUUUUCCCCACACCUGAAUUGCUUCCGUCAGUGCUCAGAAAUCCAUUCAUACCACAGUUCGAGAAUAAUCUCCCGAAAAGUGAAUAUCAUAAUUGCAUAUGACUUACGACUAACUCCAAACUUCAAGGAGGAGGUAUGUUUAUUUUUUCAGAGAUUCUCCAAUUUCUAAGUUAAUCCUAGUUCAGAGUUUUUUAAACUGGUUACUCAAGCAAAUUAGAAGAGUUACUUGCUGUAAGUAAUUAAAGAAAAUUACCUCAAAUCAAAUCUUUGAGUCUCGUAGUUGACUCAUUUAGCUCAUUAAAUCUUAUCAUGUGUUCCUUAAAGCACUGGAACUUUUGCAUCAGAAAAGUGUUCUGGAGUGAUUAUAGCAGAUGUUUUAUAAUGGAUCAUUUUAAACUUAAUUUAAAGUUACAAAUUUUGUCUAGAUUUCCCAUUCAAAGGGAUGCUGGCUCUUAAUAUUUGGGUUUAAUAUUGUCAUGUAAUCGCAUUGCCAUUCAGGAUGCAUGAAUGAUAAUGUUAAUUAACUGGUUUAAAAGUUGCACAGCCAUGCUGCUUUGUGUACCGAACUACCCCAGAAUUUUACUAUAUGCCUGUUCAUAUAUAAUUAUAAAAUAAUUUUGCAUGUACAGUUUUUACAAAAUACAGUUUUGUGAGAUUGUGUCAGAUAUAUUUUAUUUAGAACUAAUGGCCUUAAAUUUCACAAAACUCCUGAAAUGAUUGUGAAUUGCCUUCAAAUACUGUUAAAACUGAACACUAUUUUUUGUGUCACAACUGUAAGUGUCUUGUAAUGUAAGUUUUUUCUUUGCAUUACUAUUAUUGUUUACUACUUCUGUUUCUUACUACUAUAUGUUGUACUGUACAGUAUAAAACAAAAGUGCGUUUUUUAAGCAUGGGAAGUUUUUUGCCAGAAAACAGAUCUUCAGUAUCAAUAGUAUAUAACUAUGUAAAUGCAGAAUCUUCCAUUUUAAAAUGUAUUUACAUUUCUUUAU